UCUGAAGACACCGUGGUGAUGCUCUUGCAGUUACACUGCAAUACGGACGUCACUAACUGUUGAACAAUCUCAUGCCGUGUUAUCGCGCUCAUAACUGUUGGAAGGCGGGCUACUGCCACUUCCUCUUCUGUGCCUAUCUGUAUGAGAAAGAGAAAGAAAGAAAGAAAGAAAGAGAGAGACAGAGAAAGCAUGUGUCUGUACGGCCACAAGUAGACAUCCUCACGUUAUCCACCACUGAUAGUGGGCUGCAGAGACUGCGACCACCCUAUGGGUACCCUAUACACGUUUCAGAUAAUGAAAUAUCCCAGCCCAAAGUGUGACUGAAAGCCUCCUGUGGUUAAUAGCUCCGUUGACACCUGUUAGAGUGAUAAAUGCUCGCCUGGGCGUCGCGAUGGCGUCUACAGGCUCCGACGGGGCGAACUCCUCCUGCGUGCUGGACGAUGACUGGAGCAAGUACAUGGACCAGCUCUACACCUGGCUCUAUCUCAUCAUCCUGGUGCCCGGGUUGCUAGGCAACAGCCUGGCACUCUGGGUCCUGUGCCGCUUCAUAAGGAAGAAGACCAAGGCGGUGAUCUUCAUGAUCAACCUGGCGGUGGCGGACCUGCUGCACGUGCUGUCCCUGCCGCUGCGCAUCUACUACUACUUCAGCCACAGCUGGCCGUUCGGCCACGCCAUGUGCAUGCUGUGCUUCUACCUCAAGUACCUCAACAUGUACGCCGGCAUCGCCUUCCUGGUGUGCAUCAGCAUCCAGCGCUGCGCCUUCCUGCGCCACCCCUUCUGCGCCAAGAGCUGGAAGCGCCGCUACGACGUGCGCAUCAGCGCCGCCGUCUGGCUGGUGGUGGGACUGUGCUGCAUGCCGUUCAUCCUCAUGCGGAGUAGCGGCGGCGGCGACAGUCCCGACCGAGACGGCCAAUCCACCGCCGGCGCCGUUGGCGUCGCCGGCUCGUCCGCCAAUGGCGUCGCCGGCGGCGGUAACCGACAAAACCACUCGGGCAACGCUGACCGACACAGCCAGUCGGGCAACACCUCCUGCUUCAAGGACCUGCCCAUGCGGCAGGUGAACCUGCAGGUGGCCGUGCCCAUGAUGGCGUUCGCCGAGCUGCUGGGCUUCGUGCUGCCCCUCGCCAUCGUGCUGACGUGCGCGUGCCUGAUCCGCCGCUCGCUGCGCCGCGCCGAGGCCCGCAACGCCGGCGUCGACGGCGGCGACGGCUGCGACAACAACCGGCGGGCGCUGCGCAUGGUGCGCGUGUGCACCGCCGUCUUCCUGGUGUGCUUCGGCCCGUACCACGUCAACUUCCUGCUGUACAUGAUGGCGUCGCAGCACCUGAUCCCGCACUGCGGCCUGCAGCUGGCCAUCCAGCGCUUCCACCCGGUCACGCUGUGCAUCGCCAGCCUCAGCUGCUGCCUCAACCCGCUGGUCUACUACUUCCUGACCACCGAGUUCCGCGCGCAGCUGGCACGCCACGGCAGCUCCGUACUGCGCGGGAGGCUCAUGAGCCUCGAGAGCAGCUCCUCCGCCGCCACGCACGGCUAGCCUCCAGUGUGUGUGUGUGUGUGUGUGUGUGUUGUGUGUGUGUGUGUGUGUGUGUUGUGUGUGUGUGUGUGUGUGUGUGUGUGUGUGUGUGUGUGUGUGUGUGUUGUGUGUGUGUGUGUGUGUGUGUGUGUGUGUGUGUGUGUGUGUGUGUGUGUGUGAGUGGGGGCUGACUUCAGUUUCCACAAGACAAGCAAACGGAACUCUCUUUGUGUGUGUGUGUGUGUGUGUGUGUGUGUGUGUGUGUGUGUGUGUGUGUGUGGGCUGACUGAUAUGACUGAAAAGCACCUUUUCUGGAAACAAAUGACUUUGUCCGUCCACACCCCAUCGCAGGGGAAUUAAUUUUGUAGACAUCUGCAGAAAUAGUGCCAGAAUAAUAACUCUUACAUGAAAAAGGAACACACACACACACACACACACACACACACACACACACACACACACACACACACACACACACACACACACACACACACACAAACAGUGAGUGACAAUGUUAAAAUAGAGACACAUUUGGGAAACCCAGAAGAACAAAAAAAGGAAGCAAAUUGGCGUGGUGUUAUUUAAUGCAAUCAUUACAAAGCAUAGGCUCUGACAGGGGGUCAAACUGUGAAUGCAAAAAGUGGAUCAGAAGCCUGCUUCCCACAAGAGGAGUGUUGAACUCUGCUUCCUAAUUGAGGAAGGACAGAUGCAAGGAACACAGCCAGUAUCUGUAAACAUGAACCCUGGGAGAACGCUCCCUCGACGUGUUGUUGCACUAAACAAACUUGCUUUAAGAUAAAUAAGCAAAGUCUACAAAAACUCCACUCCUUUUAAAGGCUGGGAUUUAAAUAUAUAUAUAUAUAUAUAUAUAUAAAUGGCGAGACAGGAAGACGAAACGUUUUAAAAAACUUUCUUGUGGUUUUCCAUUUACUGACGCCGAAAAAUAUGUUUACCAUCCAGAUUCAGCUUUUCAGCACUGCUGCUAUAGGCUAGAACUAUCUGAAAGCAAGUCAGUGGGAAGUCCGUCAGGUACUUUUAUUCAUCUCUUCUGUAGUUUCACUGCCAAAACGGGCAAAGGCAUACAGUAUUUCCAUGCAAAGCAGUUUUGUUACUUUUGUUACUACAAUUUUUGUUAGUCAUGUGGUCUUCUUUUAAAAUCUUUGUUGAUUUAUUUUUGAAAGGAUGAAACAAAUGUAAGUCUCCAUAAGCUGUAGCGCUUAAAAACUUUACAGAUCCUGGCUAUGUUUUCAUGAAGGCUCUUAUAACAAACUAUGAAAUGAAUGUAGCGUAAAUUCACCUCAAUACUUUAGUGCACACUUGAACCAUCAUCACAUCAUAUGUAGGCCUACAGUCGUGACUGACAACAGGGAUCAUGUGUGAGUAUAAAUUAUUUUGAGUUACUUCUUCUGGGCUCAAGAUAAAUGGGCAUUUUUGAAAAGUGCUUCUCUUUCCAUUUUGUUUAGGGCAGAUACACGCAUGCAGACCAUUCGUUUUCACACGCCACUGAACACACAGUCUGAUUCUUAUCCGUUUAUGGUUUAGUUUCUCUUUUCCAUCUCCCUCUGAAGAGUCUACUGCUACUGGGACUCUCUCAAGCAAUUGUCAAAAAACUUCUUAUGCCAAUGUUUUUUAGGAAGGUGACGAUAUGCUUUAUUGGCAUGACCAUUUUAAAGGAAAUUAUCUCCCUUAAGCAUAGAGCAUAUCACAUAUAUCAACAGAUGCAAGAUCUCUCUCUCUCUCUCUCUCUCUCUCUCUGUGUCUCUCUCUCAAUCUAGCUGUAGAUUGGUUGGGUGUAGUGCAUUCAGUUUUCAUCAUCAUAUCCUGUUUUAUAUUAUUUUAUUUUUUUUUUUAAAGUUCACAUUGUCUGUUAUUACUGCUAUGUCGUCACUCCUUUUUGUUGUUGUUGUAAAAUACAAGCUGUUCAAAUAAGCUGCAAAAAAGCCGGUCAGAGCAUUAAAUAUGAUGGGCUAAGUACUCCACCCCGGAUGGAGCACUCCGAUUCCACGUCCUAAUCAUUUGUGUACAUCAACUUGUGUGUUUGCAUUGAGUGGUGUUGAUGGUAACAGAGGUAUGGAGUAAAUAAAGACAAAUAUGAAAGCGUA
Messenger RNA from Sardina pilchardus (European sardine), 3615 nucleotides. RefSeq names its product P2Y receptor family member 10 (gene p2ry10). The transcript is spliced from 3 exons. The record is from RefSeq and is a predicted model, not a curated record. NCBI's taxonomy places the organism in Eukaryota, Metazoa, Chordata, Actinopteri, Clupeiformes, Clupeidae. Gene Ontology annotation, biological process: phospholipase C-activating G protein-coupled receptor signaling pathway; positive regulation of Rho protein signal transduction. Gene Ontology annotation, molecular function: G protein-coupled receptor activity. Bases 392 to 1534 code for a protein of 380 amino acids. Gene Ontology annotation, cellular component: plasma membrane.